UGAGGGAGCUGCUCAGCUCAUACAGAUUCACUUGCUAACUCAGGAAUUACAGCUGUUAUUAAGAAGCACUCACUGUGGCUUUAGGGAGUGCGCCAGGGGAUAAUAACAGAAACAACUCUCUUAUUUCAGUCAUUCUGGGCUCUUUUCUCUUCUGAUUCUCCUUAUUGUUAUUAUGGAGCCCAACAGUCCUAAAAAGAUACAGUUUGCUGUGCCAUUAUUUCAGAGUCAAAUAGAUCCUGAAGCAGCUGAACAGAUCAGGAAAAGAAGGCCUACACCAGCAUCACUGGUCAUUAUGAAUGAGCCUGCACCCCCAGAAAGAGAUGAGAAGAGAACGAACAGCUCACAAGGAGAAUCGCAGACUGCCUCCCCUAAGCAGAGGAAGCAGAGUGUGUUUACUCCUCCUGCCAUCAAAGGUACUGUUCAGGGAUUAAGCAUCUAAAAAGUCAGAAUAAGUCAGUGUUCCCGGAGGAAGAAGAGGGAGUCAGUGAAAGAGAAGAGGAAUGGGGCCAUUAACUAGCAUCAAGCUUUUGCAAGAAAGUUAUUGUGAACAAGUGAACUGCUAAACUUUCCAUACUUAACAUGGAAUUCCUUUGCUUAUGUUCCUGAAACAUUCUUCAUCUCAGCACUCAACACACAAGCAUAGUAGGAUGCUUUCUGAGGAGCGUUCCUUGACCGGAUUUUACAGCCAUUUGCAAACUUGUCCUGUGAUACUUAUAACUAAAGAUAAACAUUUAUUUUACUGUCAUUGUUCUUUUCUUUUUUAUGACUUAGAAAUAUAAUUUGCAAACAUGUUAGUGAUCUACCUUCAAUACUGCCAGAGCUUAAUUACUGAAUGUGACCUGUACUCUAAGACCUAUUGUAAAUAGUAUCAAUUUAAAAGCUACAAAAUAAAUACUAAAUUCAUUUAGA
This is a messenger RNA of Alligator sinensis (Chinese alligator), 909 nucleotides long. RefSeq names its product protein phosphatase 1 regulatory inhibitor subunit 1C (gene PPP1R1C). Bases 173 to 439 code for a protein of 88 amino acids. The record is from RefSeq and is a predicted model, not a curated record. The transcript is spliced from 5 exons. Gene Ontology annotation, biological process: intracellular signal transduction. Gene Ontology annotation, molecular function: protein phosphatase inhibitor activity. Gene Ontology annotation, cellular component: cytoplasm. NCBI's taxonomy places the organism in Eukaryota, Metazoa, Chordata, Crocodylia, Alligatoridae.